AUGGCUGACAAGAACCCUGCACCGUAUUGGGCCCACAGCACCAGACCAAGACUAUUCUGGAAGAAGCAGAAAUGGGAGCCGCUGCAGGACUUUGGAGCCAGAAGCCGUUGGGACUCGUACUGGGCCGAACAGGGCGAGGCCGUGCUGUGGUCCCAUCUGGCUGUAGAACAAUCCGAAUAUGAACUCAACCCUGAGCUGGACCCUCCCUGGUCUCAUCCAGAGCUGAAGCCGGAGCUGGGACCUCCACUACGCACACACCUACGACUACUACCAAGAGCAUCAGAUACUGGAGCAAGCAUGGGCUGGACCAGCUGA
Messenger RNA from Knipowitschia caucasica, 315 nucleotides. NCBI's taxonomy places the organism in Eukaryota, Metazoa, Chordata, Actinopteri, Gobiiformes, Gobiidae. The record is from the annotation of a GenBank genome assembly.